AUGUCCUCAGAACAACAACAAGAGCAACAACGAGACCUCCCCCCACAUCUCAACCCAUCAAACUACCCUCAAGCCCGCACCCACCCCUCCCUCAACAUCCACCUCACCCUAACCUACGCCCCCCUAAACCCAACCACCCACAUAACCGACAUAUCGUCCCCCUCCGCCGGCGCAAACCUCCUCUUCCUCGGCACAACCCGCGACAGCUUCGACCACCGCCCCGUCACAACCCUCAGCUACACGACCUACCCGAUCCUCGCGUUCAAAACGCUCAUGCAGAUUGCCGAGAACGCGGUUGCAGAGCACGGGCUACUGGGGGUUAGUAUUGCGCAUCGGCUGGGUGAGGUGCCGGUUGGUGAGUGUUCGAUUGUGGUUGGUGUUAGUGCGGGGCACCGGGGGGCGGCGUUUCGGGGUGGGGAGGAGGUGCUGGAGAGGUGUAAGGAGAGGGUGGAGGUCUGGAAGAGGGAGGUUUUUGGGGAUGGGGGGAGUGAGUGGAGGGCGAAUGAGGAGAGAGAUCGGGAUGGGAAUUUGAAAUAA
Molecule: messenger RNA, 537 nt
Organism: Aspergillus chevalieri
Lineage: Eukaryota; Fungi; Ascomycota; Eurotiomycetes; Eurotiales; Aspergillaceae
Gene: MOCS2
Product: molybdopterin synthase catalytic subunit
Exons: 1
Coding region: 1-537 (178 amino acids)
Biological process (GO): Mo-molybdopterin cofactor biosynthetic process
Cellular component (GO): cytosol
Source: RefSeq, a predicted model, not a curated record